GCAGAUUUGCAGAGCCCGACCCGGUGCGCGCAAUCACCUCCUUUGAACCAUUUUCCUGCCCUAUACUUCAACCCCCCCCGCGCCAACCCCUCUUCUAUCCGCACGUGUUAGAUCGUAAAUAACUAACAAACAUCCCCCUCCCUUCGUAGAAAGGUGGCGCGCCUCAUCCAUCCACUCGUCACGAGGCUAGACCCCAGCCGGUUUCUCAUAGCACUCGACACGACUCUCUUCCGACUCGUCGCGCAGAUGGAGGACGACUGACUCCAACUGGUUACGCACCGAGCGGCGGUUACAGCACCAGUCCUAGCCACAGCAACAGUUUCGACCACGGCUACAGGCCGAACUUACAAUCUACCAUGUCGCCGCCCCCUACCGCGACUGGCCCGCGACCCACGGCCCAUAACCGCCCACCUCCUACAAGUCGACCACCGCCCUCACCUACCCCUCAGGACGGCGCCGCAGACCCUACUCUGCUACCGCUAUUCAAAGCCGUCGAUAAGAACAAUACCGGCCAGCUCUCGGAGAAGGAACUCUCGGCCGCGCUCGUAAACGGCGACUGGACGGCGUUCGACCCGCAGACGGUGCGCAUGAUGAUACGCAUGUUCGACAGCGACCGGUCGGGGACGAUCGGGUUCGAGGAGUUCUGCGGCCUGUGGUCGUUCCUGGCGUCGUGGCGGGCGCUGUUCGACCGGUUCGACGCGGACCGCAGCGGGAACAUCAGCCCGGACGAGUUCAGCAACGCGCUCGUCGCCUUCCGGUACCGCCUGAGCCCCGGCUUCGUCGACCUGCUGUUCCGCACCUACGACAAGCGCAACGAGGGCGUCAUGAGCUUCGACCUCUUCGUCCAGGCCUGCAUCAGCCUCAAGCGCAUGACCGACGUCUUCAAGAAGUACGACGAGGACCGCGACGGCUACAUCACCCUCAGCUUCGAGGACUUCCUCGUCGAGAUCCUGAAGCAGCUCAAGUGAGGAAAGCUACCUAGCUUUCCCGCGGAGGAAUUGGCGUUGUUUUAUAAUAAGCAUGGGUGUGGGGA
Daldinia caldariorum is the source of this 1033-nucleotide messenger RNA. RefSeq lists its product as uncharacterized. Lineage: Eukaryota; Fungi; Ascomycota; Sordariomycetes; Xylariales; Hypoxylaceae. The transcript has 2 exons. Gene Ontology annotation, molecular function: calcium ion binding. The coding region runs from base 357 to 968 and encodes 203 amino acids. The record is from RefSeq and is a predicted model, not a curated record.